AUGGGUAGCACCGCGAAGCCAUGGGUCGACGGACCUUUCAAGCUUAUCGAUCCCUCAAAAUCAGGAGACGCGAAAGGGAAAACACUCACCGGUCUCAGAUCCCUUGCAGCUGGCAUGUCCAAAAUUCACAACUGCAUCAUCCGUGGUGCCAACGCAAUAUACAACCAAGCUGCCAAUGUGUCUGCCCGCGGCACAGCCCAAGAUAAAUCUGACUUUGUCAACUUUGCAUACCAAUGGGCUCUCAUGUUGGAAGAGCACCACGAUGGAGAAGAGGAAGUCUUCUUUCCGGAAAUGAACGAAAAAGCCGGCGUUCCGGGCCUUAUGGACGGUAAUGUAGCUGAGCAUGCUGUCUUUCAUGAUGGGCUAGUCGCGUAUAAGACGUACUUGGAGAGUGUGCGUGCCAAAAAGGAGGAAUUUGAUGGCGAGAAAUUAAAGGGUAUCAUGGACGGGUUUAUGCCGGAUUUGCAGACGCAUCUGCAUAACGAGAUUGAUACGCUGGUUGAUAUGGUCAAGUAUGAGGAUAAAUGUGAUUGGGUGGCCUGGUUUGAUAGCAGGAUGGGUGGCAUGAUGAGGGAGCAUAUGAAGAGUGGAGAAUACAGGACGACGAUGGCGCCUUUGGUGAUUAUUUUCCACGACAAGACGUACAUGGACGGCAUUUGGGCGCAGUUUCCGCCGAUUCCGUGGUUGGUGGGGUUUCUUAUGAGACUUUUGUGGUUGAAGAAGCAAUCCAAGCUCUCUCAGGAGCAGCUCGCGGAGCUCCAAAAGUCGACUCACUUUGAUAAGAAGGAGCUGCAGCAAUGGUACAAGGGCUUCCUCAAGGACUGUCCCUCGGGCAUGCUUAGCAAGGAGGAAUUCCAGAAGAUUUACCGACAGUUCUUCCCGUUUGGCGACCCAAGUUCAUUUGCCGACUAUGUAUUCAACGUGUUCGACAGUGACAAGUCUGGUAGUAUUGACUUCAAGGAGUUCAUCUGCGCCUUGAGUGUUACUAGCCGAGGAAAGAUGGAAGACAAAUUAGAUUGGGCUUUCCAGCUAUACGACAUAGACGGUGACGGAAAGAUUAGUUAUGACGAGAUGCUACAGAUUGUAGAGGCAAUCUACAAAAUGGUUGGUUCCAUGGUUAAACUCCCUGAAGACGAAGAUACCCCAGAGAAACGUGUACGCAAGAUUUUCCGCAUGAUGGAUAAGGACGAGAAUGGAUCUUUGGAUAUAGAAGAAUUCAAGGAGGGCAGCAAACGGGACGAGACAAUUGUAUCGGCGCUGUCUUUGUACGACGGGUUGGUGUAG
Molecule: messenger RNA, 1284 nt
Organism: Pochonia chlamydosporia 170
Lineage: Eukaryota; Fungi; Ascomycota; Sordariomycetes; Hypocreales; Clavicipitaceae
Product: calcium sensor protein
Exons: 6
Coding region: 1-1284 (427 amino acids)
Cellular component (GO): cytosol; intracellular membrane-bounded organelle; membrane
Molecular function (GO): calcium ion binding
Source: RefSeq, a predicted model, not a curated record